Microcebus murinus (gray mouse lemur) is the source of this 959-nucleotide messenger RNA. RefSeq names its product allograft inflammatory factor 1 (gene AIF1). Lineage: Eukaryota; Metazoa; Chordata; Mammalia; Primates; Cheirogaleidae. Gene Ontology annotation, cellular component: ruffle membrane; actin filament. The record is from RefSeq and is a predicted model, not a curated record. Gene Ontology annotation, biological process: cell morphogenesis; actin filament bundle assembly; ruffle assembly. Gene Ontology annotation, molecular function: actin filament binding; calcium ion binding.
UUAUAGUUACCUGAACCUUGGUGUUAGGGUGGAAAGCCUAGUAGGUGCUCAGAAAGAUUUCUGUUCAAAGGUCCUUUGUUCCUGAGACUAAACGUCCCCCAACACCUCCGUCACCUCCAGUGGCUUAGCAAACUAUCAUUUCAUUACACACUGGACUCUCAUUUAAGAGGAAUUUAAGAGAAUGGUUAUUUUCUUAUCUCCAUUUUAUACCCAGCUCCCCCUUCUUCUGGGGGUGCUAGUGUCAGCAGAAGCUGAUGGGGAAGUGAGGCCUGGGAGGUAGAGGAGGAGGGAAUGAGGGGAAAGGGGAAGUUUGGGAGAGGAGAAUGUGAGUGCUACAACAGAGGAGACGCUGGGUCUGUCUCCCACCUCCACCAGCAUCUGGGGAGCUAUGAGCAAGACCGGAGAUUUGCAGGGAGGAAAAGCUUUCGGACUGCUGAAGGCCCAGCAGAAAGAGAGACUGGAUGAAAUCAACAAGCAAUUCCUGGAGGAUCCCAAAUAUAGCAGUGAUGAGGAUCUGCACUCCAAACUGGAAGCCUUCAAAAGGAAAUACAUGGAGCUUGAUUGGAAUGGAAAUGGAGAUAUAGAUAUCAUGUCCUUGAAGCAAAUGCUGGAGAAACUUGGGGUCCCCAAGACUCACCUAGAGCUAAAGAAACUAAUUGGAGAGGUGUCCAGUGGCUCUGGGGAAACAUUCAACUACCCUGACUUCCUCAGGAUGAUGUUGGGCAAGAGAUCUGCCAUCCUAAAAAUGAUCCUGAUGUAUGAGAAGAAAGCAAGAGAACAGGAAAAGCCCAUUGGUCCCUCAGCUAAGAAAGCUAUCUCUGAGUUGCCCUGAUUUGAGGGGAAAGGGGGUAUGGUGGGAUUGAAGGGGCUUCUAAUGACUGGGACAUGGAAAAAGAAGACAAAAUUGUGAGCCAGAGUCAAACCAAAUUAAAUAAAUUAUCUUCCUCUGUCAGAUCAAA